AUGCCCACCAAAACCCUCUUCCUCACCGGCGGCAGCGGCUACGUUGGCAGUGCCCUCAUCCCCCUCGCCCUGGCAAAAAACUACACCAUCCGCGCCCUCUCCCGGACCCCUGAAUCAGACACCAAACUCCUCUCCCUCGGCGCCACCCCCGUCCGAGGCGACCUAACCAGCCUCACGACCCUCCACACCGAAAGCGCCUCCGCCUCCGCCGUAAUCCACCUCGCGACGGCCUUCGUCUUCGGCCACACCCCCAGCUACUCCUCCAUCAAAGACAUCGACACCGCUGCCCUCGACGCCAUUGUCUCGGGCCUCUCCUCCACCCCCAACCCAGACGGCUCCCCCAAACCCCUCGUCACCACCAGCGGCACCCUCGUCGUGCGCCCAAACCCGGACGGAUCCGAAACCGACGAGUUCUCCCCACUGGACACGCACCCUCUUGUAUCCCGGAACGAGAUCACGGUGCAUGGACUAGCCCUCGGCCAGAAGUCCGGAGGAAAGGUACGGGUAAUGGACAUCCGCCUCGCGCCGUUCGUGUACGGGCGUGGCGGCAGCGGGAUUAGAUUGUUUAUGCAGAUGGCGAAGCAUGCGGGGAAGAUGGUUACUGUGGGUGGUGGGGUGAAUCGUACGACGACGGUGCAUGUGGAUGAUGUGGCGGAGUUGUAUUUGCUUGCUCUGGAGAAGGGGGUGCAGGGAGGUGUGUAUAAUGCGGGUGAUAAGACGGGGGUUACGGUUGGGAAGAUUUUGAGCGCUGUGGCGGAGAUUAUGGGUGUGCCGGUGGAGGAUUUGGGGAUGGAGGAGGCGAGGAAGGGACUGGGGGAUGCGGUUGCUGGGUUUUUGGCUGCUGAGAAUAGGGCUUCUGGGGCGAGGGCGAGGAGGGAGUUGGGGUGGGAGUGUAGGGGUAAGGGGGUGCUGGAGGAUAUUAGGGGGGGUUCCUAUGUUGGGGUAGUGGGGGAGUUGUAG
Molecule: messenger RNA, 960 nt
Organism: Aspergillus welwitschiae
Lineage: Eukaryota; Fungi; Ascomycota; Eurotiomycetes; Eurotiales; Aspergillaceae
Product: NAD dependent epimerase/dehydratase
Exons: 1
Coding region: 1-960 (319 amino acids)
Source: RefSeq, a predicted model, not a curated record